This is a messenger RNA of Protopterus annectens (West African lungfish), 1065 nucleotides long. RefSeq names its product ChaC glutathione specific gamma-glutamylcyclotransferase 2 (gene CHAC2). Lineage: Eukaryota; Metazoa; Chordata; Ceratodontiformes; Protopteridae. Gene Ontology annotation, molecular function: gamma-glutamylcyclotransferase activity; glutathione specific gamma-glutamylcyclotransferase activity. The transcript is spliced from 3 exons. The record is from RefSeq and is a predicted model, not a curated record. Gene Ontology annotation, biological process: glutathione catabolic process. The coding region runs from base 113 to 664 and encodes 183 amino acids. Gene Ontology annotation, cellular component: cytoplasm.
CCCUCCUUGCUUUCAGGCUAGCAAAAUUAACCCAACGUGUUUUCGUUUUUGUUAUUAAUUUCUAUCUAGUGUGAAGGGAGGGAUAUUUUUCUAUCCUCCUGAUAAGCCAGUUAUGUGGGUGUUUGGAUAUGGUUCUUUGAUCUGGAAGGUGGAUUUCCCUUAUGAGAAAAAGCUGAUUGGUUACAUCAGGGGCUUCAGCAGGAGGUUUUGGCAAGGGAGCACUGAUCACAGAGGUGUCCCUGGAAAGCCAGGAAGAGUUGUCACGCUUAUUGAAGACCCUGAGGGCUGUGUGUGGGGUGUUGCCUACAGGUUGCCAAGUGGAAAGGAGGAAGAAGUAAAACAGUAUCUUGACUUCAGGGAGAAAUGUGGCUAUAGAAGUACUUAUGUUACUUUCUAUCCAAAGGACAAGGCUGUCGGUGAAUUUGAUGUGUUGCUUUAUGUGGGGACCCAUGACAACCCCAACUAUCUUGGUCCAGCACCUUUGGAAGACAUUGCCAAACAGAUACUAUGUGCUGUUGGCCCUAGUGGACGAAAUACAGAGUAUCUCUUAGAACUUGCUAAUUCAAUCCGAAACCUUGUACCAGAUGAUACUGAUGAACACAUUUUCACGUUAGAAAAAAUGGUAAAGGAGCAUCUAGAGAAAAGUAAUAAAAACUCUAUUUAAAUUAUUAAUCUAUGAGGAAAUAGUAACAACUUUAAAACACAACAUGUUUAUGAAUAGAGGUAUAGUUUUAUGGUUUUAGAACUUUAUACAAAAACUCUUAAUUCUAGAGGUUUUUCUGCUUGGGGUUUAUUAAAUGUAUUAAAGCACAGUACUUUUAUUGUACUGAAAUAUGUUAUCUUAUCACAGUACUGUUUUUUUUUUAGUCAAUGUAAUACAUGACAGGUUAUUUUGGCCAAAGGUUAGAUUUGUACUAAAACAUUAAAUAAAAAUGAGGUAUUAAGGGUAUUUAUUUAUUUUUUCUUCUCUGCUGGACAAAGAAACAAAUGUACAGCUAUGGCCAAAACCUUUAAUAGUGUACUACUAAAAUAUUUUCUGAUUAAAGUAACCAAUUUGGCAUGGAA